CCGGAACUUAGACGUCGGACGUAAUUUCGCGACGGACCUGAACAUGCUGAAAGGAGUUAGCUCACGUUUUUAUAGUUACGCAAGUUUUAAAUGAAUAAAGUUGUUAAUAUAAAGUAUUAUCUUUGUUGGGAACGACAUGGGGGUUGUAAGACACGUCGUGUGCGCCAUGUCGGGUGGAGUUGACAGCUCUGUGGCAGCUCUACUAUUAAAGAGAAGAGGCUACAAUGUGACAGGGGUGUUCAUGAAGAACUGGGACUCUCUGGAUGAGAGUGGAGUUUGCAGCACAGAGAGGGAUUGUGACGACGCCUACAGAGUGUGCCAGACUCUGGACAUCCCUUUCCACCAGGUGUCCUAUGUCAAAGAAUACUGGCACGACGUAUUUAGCAACCUGCUGAAGGAAUACGAAAAGGGUAGGACGCCAAACCCCGAUAUACUCUGCAACAAAUACAUCAAAUUUAACCAUUUCCACAAGUACGCCAUCCACACUUUAGGCGCCGAUGCCAUGGCAACCGGUCAUUACGCCAGGACGUCCCAGGAGGAUGAGGAAGUUUUCCAGCAGUCGCACACGACCCGACCCACCACACUGUUCAGGGAUCGAUUCGAGAUCAGAAACCCCGUGAAGCUGUGCAAAGGAGCCGACCUGGCCAAAGACCAGACUUUCUUCCUCAGCCAGAUUUCGCAGGACGCCUUACGGAAAACCCUCUUCCCACUCGCCGGACUCACCAAGGAGUUUGUGAAAAAGAUGGCUGCUGAAGCCGGGUUUCACCACGUGUUAAAAAAGAAAGAGAGCAUGGGCAUUUGCUUCAUUGGAGAGAGAAAUUUUGAAAACUUCAUUUUAGAGUAUCUGGAGCCUAAACCUGGGAACUUUGUGUCUAUUGAGGACGGGACGGUGAAAGGAACACAUAAAGGUUGGUUUACGCUGACCCUGGGCCAGCGGGCGAGGAUAGGUGGCCAGAAGGAUGCCUGGUUUGUGGUCGAUAAAGAUAUUGUCACCGGCGAUGUGUUUGUGGCUCCGACCACCAAUCACCCGGCUCUCUUCCGUGACACGGCGCGGACCGACCGCUUCCACUGGAUCGCCUCGGAUCCUCCCGCGGAGCUGGUCAGGACCCAGAUGAUGGAGUGCCACUUCCGCUUCAUCCACCAGAUGGCGCUCAUUCCCUGCACCGUGACUCUGAACAUGGACGGUUCGGUGUGGAUUUCUCUCUCUCAGCCGGUCAGAGCGCUGACGCCCGGACAGUUUGCAGUUCUCUACAAAGGCGACGAAUGCCUGGGCAGCGGCAAGAUGGUCCAGCUGGGGCCCAGCGAAUUCACACUGCAGAAGGGACGCGAAAGGCUAGUGGCGAACCUGCAGCAGAACGACGAGCCGAUCCCCGAUCCAGCUGGCUGAGAUCAGAGAUCAGUGCUCCGAGUGCGACCAUCUUGGAUUUGCCUGUCUGGUACAUUAGGUAGCACGAGGAGAUGUUUAUAGUGAUUUUACUCAACCUUUCGGUCUCAGUGGGGUUUAUUAUACAAGGAUAAAACAGUAGGAGGAAAGGGUUAAGUUUUGCUGCUAAGUGUUUUGAUAAAUCCUUACGUCAAAAUGGAGACUUUAUAGUAAUAAGAUGGUUUACUGAGAAAAAAUAAUAGAUUUCUAGACCAUACGCUACUACUGACUUCUAAAAGGACACAGAUGAAAUAUAAAGUGGACAGACGGUCCACAUUAUAUUUAUUCUAAAACUGUAUAAUCUCGUGUAAAUGUAUUAAAAAUGUGUAAAGUUAUUUUUAUAAAAAAAAUAAAAUAAAAUCACGAAGGGACUGCAACUCAGAACAGAGAGGUUCUGCAAAUUAUUCGCCGGUGGAAAAAGUCCAGCAUUUUCGCAUGGAGACCAGCUGUGUCGAAGGGUACGACCAUGCCUGCAGCAAAGCACGGCGGUGGCUUAGUGAUGCUGGUGGGCCGAGGCCCCUCCUCCGGUUCUGGAGACCUGCAGCUCACAGAGGGCGCGACGGAUCCCGUCCGGGGAGGAAAUGUCACGUCGUCUGAGUUAGAGAUGGUAUGUUGCAGCCGUUUUGUUUGAUGGGAGCACUGCACCACUAGUAAAGCACGGUGAUGGUGGAUUGGCAUUAUGAUAUUUUUUUUUAAAUCACAAGACCUUGGUCACUGAGUUGAUUAUGAACUCCUCUAUAUACUGUUGUAAAAUGUGAAGUUAUGUGUGUUGAAAUAGAUCGGAAAGCAAAGCAAUUAUCUGAAACCAACAAAUAGCCAUAAACCUAAAAAAAACUUAAACCAAAAUCUAAUGAGAAAGGGAGGAUGGAACAUAAAGUUAGCAACGUAUCAUCUGUGAAAGUGUUUUAAAACAAUUAAACCUUGGGGUGUACUUACCAAGUGAAACGGUGGAAACUGUUUCAUGUUGGUUGUAGAUUUAAAGUGAGAUGCAGAUCAGGAUGUUUGUAUGAAAUGUUCUGAUACAUAUGAACUGUACAUCUCUGUUCUUUUUGGCUCUAAUAUACGUUUUUGGUGUUAUAGAAAAACUUCCAGUCAAUUGGCAAAUGAUGACUGUUUUGAGUUUGUAAUCUGCUCACUUUCAUUGCAGUGUUUCUUUCUGGAAUGUCACAGAUGGAACAAACGGAACUCAUAAAAAUGACUCAAUAAAACUGAAUAUUUAAGGGAUAACGCGGUUCCUGUUCCGAAGACGUAAGUUAUCCUGCUUGGAAACCAACUGUCUUUUUUGUUUUGUUUUUCUUUCUACUUUUUGUAUGCAUUAGUCUAUCAAACCACAAGGGGGGGCUAUGACACAAGAUUCCCAACUGAAACUUUAGUUUGGCAAGAACUCAUUCUAUUUUAAUGCAAUUUUAGAGAUUUUUUUAAAUCAUUAUUAUUAAUCCAUCACUAAAAAAACACAGACUAUUUACAAAACUGCAUAAAUCGAAUAAAACAAACAAUAAUUCAGUUAUCCUAAGUCUACAUUAUUUUAAAAAUCUUUGACCCAAAUAUGUGAUCCUGGUUUUAUUUCAGAGCAGAGCCAGGAGGGAGUUGUGUAAAAAUAUAAACAUUAAUGAUUAAACCAGCGGUGCUAGUCCUUUUCCCUUUUAAUAUAAUAUACAUUUUUAUCACUGGAUAAAAAUGUAUAUUAUGCAUCUAAUGCCGUCUAGCCUGGGGCGUCGUUGACCUCUUUCACCUCAUGGUGGCGCCACUGAUCCUCUGUUCUUGUCACGGAAAGUUGUCAGUUUUAUUAUAGGAUUUAUUUGUAACACCAGUGUGGAUGAAAUGUGUUCACAACGCAGCAACAGACAAUACAUUGAAAUAAAAAUGCUAAAUUGGGAGUUUUAACAUAACUUGUAUACCUUUGUCAUCUCUUUCGUGUUUGAAAUUAUUAUUAAACCUA
Molecule: messenger RNA, 3362 nt
Organism: Gambusia affinis (western mosquitofish)
Lineage: Eukaryota; Metazoa; Chordata; Actinopteri; Cyprinodontiformes; Poeciliidae
Gene: trmu
Product: tRNA 5-methylaminomethyl-2-thiouridylate methyltransferase
Exons: 11
Coding region: 137-1387 (416 amino acids)
Biological process (GO): tRNA wobble position uridine thiolation
Cellular component (GO): mitochondrion
Molecular function (GO): sulfurtransferase activity
Source: RefSeq, a predicted model, not a curated record